Molecule: messenger RNA, 2706 nt
Organism: Vicia villosa (hairy vetch)
Lineage: Eukaryota; Viridiplantae; Streptophyta; Magnoliopsida; Fabales; Fabaceae
Product: LEAF RUST 10 DISEASE-RESISTANCE LOCUS RECEPTOR-LIKE PROTEIN KINASE-like 1.2
Exons: 2
Coding region: 543-1571 (342 amino acids)
Biological process (GO): protein phosphorylation
Molecular function (GO): protein kinase activity; ATP binding
Source: RefSeq, a predicted model, not a curated record
UAUCAGCAUCCAUCAUUAUCAUGGUGGAAAUGAUGUCUCCUAUUGGAUGAACAUAACACGUUCAGCGAUGGAAAAUGAAACGUAGUACUUUUGAUUCGAUGAAUAGAAAUGUACUUUGAACUGAUGUAAGCAUAUGCUUGGUUUGAAAUAAAAUAAAAUAAUAAAAAGGAAAGAGAGUAGAAAUUUCGUGGGUGACUUUUGAAUUGACUAUAAAGCCAUGAGAAUCAUCCUCAUUCUCAUCUAUCAUCACCUGAACAGCUUCUAAACACUAUCUUCCUCAUUCUCAAUCCCAACACAGCCAUCUAUCAUCACCUGAACUGCUUCUAAACAUUAUCAUCUUCACUUUCACAACUUAUUUUUGCAGGUAAACAGAACUUGACGAGGAAACUCGUCAUUGGUAAUAAAUCGAACUUUCCAUAUUUAUUUUAUCACUUUUUCUUGUAAGUACUUUGUUAUCAUAAUUUACUAACUUAAAUUUAAAUUUCCUGUGUUUGUAGCAUUUGCAGUGAUCAUAGCCAUAUAUUUCUAUAAGCGGAAGUCAUAUGUACAAUCUCGCAGCCUCUCUUCUGAGCUCACUUCAAAGGAUCUUGAAAGUGGAAGUCAACACUUAUCAUUUUAGUUAUAGUGAACUUGAAGAAGCCACAAACAACUUUGAUCCAUCCAAAGUGCUGGGAAAAGGAGCCUUUGGGACGGUGUAUUACGGAAAACUUAAUGAUGGGCGUAGUGUUGCGGUGAAGAAGUUACUUGAGAAAAACAAUUACAAAAGAGUUGAGCAAUUCAAGAAUGAAGUUGAAAUCAUGGCAUCAUUAGUCCAUGAAAAUCUUGUGUCUCUAUAUGGAUGCACUUCACUUCACAGUCCCGAGCUUCUACUUGUCUAUGAGUAUGUUUCUAAUGGAACCGUUGCUGAUCCUCUCCGUGGUAAAGAAGCAAAACAUGGAAAACUUACUUGGCCUAUUAGAAUGAAUAUUGCUGUGGAGACAGCAAAGGCGUUGGAGUAUAUUCAUACAUCUAAAAUCAUUCACAGAGAUAUUAAAACAAAUAAUAUUCUCCUUGACACUCAUUUUCGUGUGAAGGUAGCCGAUUUUGGACUCUCGCGCCUUUUUCAAGUCGAUAAAACUCAUGUUUCAACGGCUCCACGAGGGACUCUGGGUUAUUUGGAUCCUGAAUACCAGCAAUGCUCUCAACUUACCGUUAAAAGUGAUGUGUAUAGCUUUGGUGUUGUGAUGAUUGAGUUGAUAUCGUCUUUGCGUGCCGUUGAUAAUAUAACAAGUGAUGGGCAUGAAUUUGAUUUGGCUUGCAUGGCUCUAACCAAAAUUCAAAACCAAGCAUUGCAUGAAAUUGUGGAUCCUACACUCGGUUUUGAAUCGGAUUCUAAAGUAAAGAACAUGAUCAUUGCCAUGGGCGACUUAGCAUCUCAAUGUUUGCAAAGUUCGAAAAAUUCGAGACCUACCAUGAAUAAAGUGUUGGAAAGUUUAGAGGAGAUUCAAAAAGAUGGUAAGCUUAAAAGCCAACCCGAGGUAAUGGGCAUUUCGAAUUUAUCUGAUGAGGCUUCCACCUCCACUAUCACCUGAGUCGAAUGUUAGGAGCAGUUAUACAACUCCGAAUACUAGUGGAUAAAUCGGUUCGAUUUGAUAUGUUCUUCAUGGUUUUCCACAUACUUUAUUUAUUUAAACUAAUUUCAUAUAUUAAACAUAAAAGAAAGCAGAUCUAGACAUUUAGUGUAGUGGGGACAAAAAAAAUAUAUCGAACUUUCCUUUUAAAAAUAAGAGUAAAAUGUUCAAUGAGAGAUAAAGAGACUAAUGUUAGAAAAAUAUAUGGAUAGUUAUUGUUAUAGCUUAUUAAUUUGACUGUAAAUUUUUUUAUAUAUAUAGAUGUCUAGUUAUGUUUAAAGUCAGUCACUACAUUUCUUUCUAUGUGCAAAUGUAUAUUUGAUCACUAAGUUGGUAGAGAAAAAAGAUGAAUAUAAAAUAAUUUCUAAUGUGAUAGAAAAAGUGAGAUAGAAAAUAAAAUAUAAGAAUGAAAGUUCGUGAAUUUUAUGUGUUGAAUGAAUAGAAAAACGAGCACAAACAAAGAAGAAAAAAUAUUUAAAUAUUAUAUACAAAUAUUUGAAAUAAGUUUUACAAAUGUUUAUUAGGUUUAAAAGCAUUUUACAUCCUUUAUUUUAAAAAAGUACGAUUAGUGGUUCUUUGUGCUCGUUGAACAUAACGCUCGGGCAUUACCCCUUUAUUAUGCUCCUUUGUGUUUCAAUGAAGAUGGAGAACUACAGAUAAGUGUUCGUGGUGCUUGGCGUUCCUUUGAUCGAAGGCGUGGUUUGGUUGUUUGUGAUCCAAAGGAACAAAGCUAUCGAAGAUUUGUUUUGGUGGAAAACAUACAUUGGAUGGAAGAAACUGUGUACCAUGACAGUUUGGUUUUCCCCCAUGAACCCUUAGAUCAAACAAGUUUUCCUUCUUCUUCUUCGGGUUCCUUUAUGCAAAUGAAGCUCAAGUUUUCACACACCAUUUUGAGUUGUUUAGUUUGUAAUGCUACCUCUAGGAAGAUGUUGUUGUAAAUCAUGAUGAUAGAGUUGUUUUCCUUUAAUUUUUGUUUUUUGUUUCAUUUCAAUGUAGACUUGUUUAACCAAAUUCAUGAUUUGUAGAACAAUAUAGGGGACAAGAUGUAAGGAUGGUGUACCUCCCAUGAAUUCUCUAAUGAUUGGUUAAUCCAUUA